AUGGCCACCCUCCUCCGCAGCAAGCUGUCCAACGUGGCCACCACGGUGUCGCACAAAUCCCAGGCGAAGAUGAGCGGCAUGUUCGCCAGAAUGGGCUUCCAGGCGGCCACCGACGAGGAGGCGGUGGGCUUCGCCCACUGCGACGACCUGGACAUGGAGCAUCGGCAAGGGCUGCAGAUGGACAUCCUCAAGUCCGAGGGCAGCGAGGAGGGCGGGGAGCCGCCCCUGGAGGGGGACAUCCACUACCAGCGGGACGGCACAGGACCCCUGCCGCCGUCCGCCUCCAAGGAGGCCUGCUCCGAGCUCUCCGGGCAGGGCAAGCCCAAGAUCACGGCAUGGGAGGCGGGAUGGAACGUCACCAACGCCAUCCAGGGGAUGUUUGUUCUGGGCCUGCCCUAUGCCAUCCUUCACGGUGGAUACCUAGGACUCUUUUUAAUAAUUUUCGCUGCAGUGGUUUGCUGCUACACUGGGAAAAUCCUUAUUGCCUGUCUUUACGAGGAGAAUGAGGAUGGGGAGAUAGUCAGGGUGAGAGACUCCUACGUGGACAUCGCGAACGCGUGCUGUGCGCCCCGCUUCCCCACCCUCGGGGGCAGAAUUGUGAACGUGGCUCAGAUCAUUGAACUGGUCAUGACCUGCAUCCUCUAUGUGGUGGUCAGUGGGAACUUGAUGUACAACAGCUUCCCCAACCUGCCCGUCUCCCAGAAGUCGUGGUCCAUCAUUGCCACGGCAGUGCUCCUGCCUUGCGCGUUCUUGAAGAACCUCAAGGCAGUCUCCAAGUUCAGCUUGCUCUGCACAUUAGCCCACUUUGUCAUCAACAUCCUGGUGAUCGCCUACUGCCUCUCCAGGGCGCGCGACUGGGCCUGGGACAAAGUCAAAUUUUAUAUUGAUGUCAAGAAGUUUCCCAUCUCCAUUGGCAUCAUUGUCUUCAGCUACACCUCCCAGAUCUUUCUGCCUUCCUUGGAGGGGAACAUGCAGAACCCCAAGGAGUUUCAUUGCAUGAUGAACUGGACUCACAUAGCAGCUUGCAUCCUUAAGGGACUCUUUGCCUUGGUCGCCUACCUGACCUGGGCUGAUGAGACCAAGGAGGUCAUUACAGACAACUUGCCGUCCACCAUUAGGGCAGUAGUCAACAUUUUCUUGGUGGCCAAAGCCUUGCUCUCGUACCCUUUGCCGUUCUUUGCAGCUGUAGAAGUCCUGGAGAGGUCCCUUUUCCAAGAUGGAAACAGGGCUUUCUUCCCUAACUGUUAUGGGGGUGAUGGGCGGCUCAAAUCCUGGGGACUCACCCUCAGAUGUGCCCUGGUAGUUUUCACCCUGCUCAUGGCUAUUUAUGUCCCCCAUUUUGCCCUCUUGAUGGGUCUUACUGGGAGCCUCACAGGCGCAGGUCUCUGUUUCCUGCUCCCCAGUCUCUUCCACCUCAAACUCUUGUGGAGGAAGCUCUUGUGGCAUCACGUCUUCUUUGAUGUUGCCAUUUUCGUUAUAGGUGGUAUCUGCAGCGUCUCUGGGUUCAUCCACUCUUUAGAAGGCCUCAUAGAGGCUUUCAGAACCAAUGCUGAAGACUAA
Molecule: messenger RNA, 1560 nt
Organism: Cinclus cinclus
Lineage: Eukaryota; Metazoa; Chordata; Aves; Passeriformes; Cinclidae
Gene: SLC32A1
Product: solute carrier family 32 member 1
Exons: 2
Coding region: 1-1560 (519 amino acids)
Biological process (GO): amino acid transmembrane transport
Cellular component (GO): vacuolar membrane
Molecular function (GO): amino acid transmembrane transporter activity
Source: RefSeq, a predicted model, not a curated record